CAGCACGGCAAAGCGCUGCUGUGUGAUCAAUAUCCUGCGGUGCCCUGCGUGUCCGGUGGGCCGGCGUUUGCCUCGGUUAACUGCGAACUGUGCGACACACACACAGGGACUCUGUGCACCGGACCAGCCGGACCACUAGACAGGCCACAGUGUGCGGACGGACGUGCCCCAUCCAGCAACAUGGGACUGUUCGACAAGUUGGCCAACAUGUUGCGGAUGAAAAAGGAGCAGAUCAACAUCCUGGUCGUCGGGCUAAACAACAGUGGCAAAUCGACGAUCGUGAAUCACUUUAAAAAUCCCAACGAACGGACCUCGAUCAUCGUGCCAACGGUGGGAUUCAGUGUGGAGCGGUUUGAAAAUCAGGGAGUCUUCUUUACCGCGUUCGAUAUGUCCGGAGCAACACGAUACCGCAGUCUCUGGGAGCACCAUUUCAGAUCGUGCCUGGGUAUCGUUUUCGUUAUUGACUCGAGCGAUCGCAUGCGUUUAGUGGUCGUGAAGGACGAACUCGAGAUCUUACUGCAACACCCCGACAUCGCUAACCGCCGGGUGCCGAUCCUGUUUUUUGCAAACAAAAUGGACUGCACGGACGCGUUAUCGAGUGUGAAAAUUGCCGCCGGACUAGGGUUGGAGAAAAUCAAAGACAAACCGUGGCACAUCAGUUCCAGCAACGCGCUCACUGGUGAAGGUUUGCAAGACGGAGUCCAGUGGAUGGUUCACCAGAUCCGAGAGUGUGUGGCGAACAGUAAAGAACAUAGGUAG
This is a messenger RNA of Anopheles cruzii, 759 nucleotides long. RefSeq names its product ADP-ribosylation factor-like protein 6 (gene Arl6). NCBI's taxonomy places the organism in Eukaryota, Metazoa, Arthropoda, Insecta, Diptera, Culicidae. Gene Ontology annotation, cellular component: cytoplasm; axoneme. The coding region runs from base 181 to 759 and encodes 192 amino acids. Gene Ontology annotation, biological process: protein localization to cilium; intracellular protein transport; vesicle-mediated transport. The transcript has 3 exons. The record is from RefSeq and is a predicted model, not a curated record. Gene Ontology annotation, molecular function: GTPase activity; GTP binding.